Hemibagrus wyckioides is the source of this 3282-nucleotide messenger RNA. It is a transcript of the gene rbms3, whose product is annotated as RNA binding motif, single stranded interacting protein. The transcript has 14 exons. Lineage: Eukaryota; Metazoa; Chordata; Actinopteri; Siluriformes; Bagridae. The record is from RefSeq and is a predicted model, not a curated record. Gene Ontology annotation, molecular function: poly(A) binding; mRNA 3'-UTR binding; poly(U) RNA binding. Bases 990 to 2240 code for a protein of 416 amino acids. Gene Ontology annotation, cellular component: ribonucleoprotein complex; cytosol; nucleus.
GUCCCGCCUACCCGGAGGAGGAGGAUCGUAGUGCUGCCUGAUCUGAGCCCUCACUCCUCACCACAGUGUGGAGCACCCAGCCGCACACUCACGCAUACACACACACACACACACACAUACACACACACAUACACUCGCUCUCACACACAGGCACAAUUACUUCCACUCACGCAUUCACACUCGCACAGGCAAGUGGAAAGACAAGGAGGCAGCAGGAAAAGAAGGCAUCAGCCAAACGCUGGAGAGAAAGAGCUCUGUGUGGUGUGUGGACUUGUGUCUGGGUUCAGGAUAGUACUGGAUUUCCCUUUUAGAGGAGUUUGUGCUGCUUCUCCUGGUGCUCAAAACCGGACUCCUUGUUCCCAGGGACGGUUUCGGUCUCACUGACUGUGAUCAGAUUCAGCUCUCUCAGCGCAGCUACAUCAUCAAUCUGCAUCGCUUCUUUGUGUAUCAGCCAGAGCAGGACACACCGGAGCAGACUGUCUUGGAAUAUCUGACAGCCUUGGGAGAGAUCUGACAUUGUGCAGACGCAAGAGAACCGAAAACUACAGAAACGGAGAUUAAGUCGAGGCAUGAGCAGGAGACAAGGAGCUUGCUUUCCAUAAGAAGUGAUAUCUGCCACCCCCCUCUUCCUUCUUCUUCCAUUACCUCUUUCCCUUCUCUUCAUUUCCACUGCUCCUUUUCUUUCUGCACAGACCUCUCCUUCCCUGCCUUUCUGUUCUCCCUUCAUCUUCUUGUCCGAUCUCCCGUAGGAAGAGCAGGAGGAGAGUGCGGCUCGCACACUGAGAGCGCAACUCCCACACAGUGACAGACAUAAGGACAGCCGGAGGUCCCGUGGCACUCCCCAUCACUCUCUUACACUCUCUCCAUCCUCUUUUCACUGCCUUUUCUGCACGGAUCUAGCCUCUGGCCCAACAAGCAGAGGCAUUCAGAGUUUUGGAGCGAGCACACGAGUCUCAGUAUCCUGCCACGGCCAGAGGGAUUCCAGCUACAUGGGCAAACGCUUGGAACAGCAACCAAUGUACCCCCAGUACACCUACUACUACCCUCACUAUCUCCAGACUAAGUCCUAUGCCCCUCCCCCUCCUCCAAUGGCUCCACCCAGUCCCAGCACCAAUAGCAGCAGCCAGAGUGCAGUGGAGCAGCUCAGUAAAACCAACUUGUACAUCCGCGGCCUCCCUCCUGGCACCACCGACCAGGACCUCAUCAAACUCUGCCAACCGUAUGGGAAAAUAGUGUCAACGAAGGCAAUCCUUGAUAAAAACACCAACCAGUGCAAAGGUUAUGGCUUUGUGGAUUUUGACAGUCCUGCUGCUGCGCAGAAAGCCGUGGCCUCGCUGAAGGCUAAUGGAGUGCAGGCCCAGAUGGCCAAGCAACAGGAGCAGGAUCCCACUAACCUGUACAUCUCCAACCUGCCCGUGUCUAUGGAUGAGCAGGAGCUGGAGAACAUGCUCAAGCCCUUCGGCCAUGUCAUCUCCACACGGAUACUGCGGGAUGCCAGUGGAGUCAGCCGAGGAGUUGGCUUUGCCAGGAUGGAGUCCACUGAGAAAUGUGAUGUGGUGAUUCAGCAUUUCAACGGCAAGUUCCUCAAAACCCCUCCAGGAGUGCCAGCCCCCACAGAGCCACUGCUGUGUAAAUUUGCAGAUGGGGGUCAGAAGAAGCGACAGAGCCAGAGCAAGUAUCCCCAGAAUGGCAGACCGUGGCCUCGGGAAGGAGAGAGUGGCAUGGCGUUACCCUACGACCCUGCCGCAAUGCAGAAUGGGUUCUACUCUUCUCCAUACAGUAUCUCCACCAACCGCAUGAUCGCCCAGACAUCAAUCACACCAUUCAUCGCUGCCUCUCCGGUUUCCACAUAUCAGGUGCAGAGUACGUCCUGGAUGCCUCACCAGCAGUAUGUUAUGCAACCUACUGGUGCUGUGAUUACGCCAGCCAUGGACCACACCAUAUCCAUGCAGCCAGCCAACAUGAUGGGUCCCCUCACCCAGCAGAUGAACCAUCUGUCCCUCGGCACCACUGGCACUUACAUGACAGCGGCAGCUGCUGCGGCUCCUAUGCAGGGAACCUACAUUCCCCAGUACACUGCGGUGCCUGCCUCAGCCAUCUCAGUGGAGGGUGUGGUGACAGAGGCUUCUCCGCAGAGCGUUCCUCCCUCUUCCCAGGAUGCCAGCGGGCAGCAGCAGCCCCUCUGUGUGGAUGGCACAGCCGAUCACGCACCCACCUACUCCUACCAGCCUGCUAAAUAACAAGAGGAGGAGGAGGGGGUGUUUGGGUGACUGCGUUGCCUUGAGAUUGGGGGACUGUGCUGAGGACAAAAAGAAAAACUGAGCAGAAGAUGUUUGGGUCCACCUUUGCACAAGCACCAAACAAAAGAGAGAAUUUAUCAGACAUCUGCGCAGAGCAAGAGAAGCCAGUGAAAGCCUACAUCACGGUCAGAGAGGAGAGGGAGAGAGAGAGAGAGAGAGAGAGAGAUGCAGUCGUGGCGUUAGAGUUUAAUGGAUAUCUACAACUUUACAAGACAUUUUUCUUCAUGAAGUGUUGAAUUUCAAGUACAAAGUACAAAGUUUUCCAGUUCUUUUCUGAAUGUGCAGGUAGGUUUUCAGCUAUGGUGAGUUUUCUAUUAGAGGAAGCAUGAGAGAGAGAGAGAGAGAGAGAGAGAGAGAGAGAGAGAGAAAGAAAAAAGAAGUCUUCCUCAGAUUCUAAGCUACUUCUUUUACUUUUGAUUUUUUUUAUGAGUUAUAUUUUAGUUUUCUAGAGAAUAUCAAUGUUUAUCAUCUUUGUUGCCUUAAUUUUGAGAAAUGUCUAAGACUUUUCCCAAACUGAACGUCUUGUUGAAAAAAAAAACAAAAACAAAAACAACAACAAAAAAAAACAAAAAUCAAAGAAAAAAAAAAAAGCUGUCAGAAAGAAGAACAAAUGGAGUGGGGGGGAAGGGGGGCUUAUCAUAUUACCUGUACAGAGGAAUGAGAAAGGUCUUGUGAAGACAUUUUAAAUUAUCAGUGGCGACUUUGUGUUUAAAAGAAAGGACAGUCAAAAUAUAGUGAUGUGUUUAAAGAGAGUUGCUUUUUUUUUAGCAAAAAAAAACAAAAACAAACGAAAAAGAAAAAAAAAAGAAAAGAAAAGAAAAUGUUAAAUCGCUGCAUCCUGGGAAAUGCAGUUUAUUGUGUAGUGGAGAUCAUUUUUAAUGGCAUUAUUGUUUUUAUCUGCAAUAUUUUUAUGAGCUUUAAGGUGUUUUCAGCCUGCUUUGCUUGUUUCAUUGCAAAAAAAAAAAAAAAAAAAAAUCAAAAA